Molecule: messenger RNA, 3014 nt
Organism: Engraulis encrasicolus (European anchovy)
Lineage: Eukaryota; Metazoa; Chordata; Actinopteri; Clupeiformes; Engraulidae
Gene: cdc42ep5
Product: CDC42 effector protein (Rho GTPase binding) 5
Exons: 2
Coding region: 481-1449 (322 amino acids)
Biological process (GO): positive regulation of pseudopodium assembly; positive regulation of actin filament polymerization; regulation of cell shape
Cellular component (GO): membrane; cytoplasm
Molecular function (GO): small GTPase binding
Source: RefSeq, a predicted model, not a curated record
AUUAAAAGUAGAUAGAGCACAUUCUUUCUGUGGCAGUCAGAGACGGGUCAGAGCUCAGUUAUGAGACUUGCUGGGGUAUCCUGUAGCAGCAGGCUAAUAUCUCGUAGGCAAUGAAGUACAGUAUUGUCAAAGUCCAAGUAGUUUUAAAUUCAAGUCUUGAACACUACUUGACGCCACUUACAUUGAAAAGUAUAUUUUCGGACAUCCUUUUGUGGUAUUCUUGCAUUCAUCGACAUCUGUCCGUGUUCACUCACACGACUCAUAGCCGACUCCUACGUAAUCCCUUUUUUUCGCUCCCUAGUAAAGGCGCGUCACUUCCUUGCCCAUCCCAGUGGGAAAAAAAGAAAUAUUGAGAAAGAAGCCAACGACAACUUGGAAAGGGCGAGGAAAGACCGAAAAUACUGAGUGAGGAGGCCAGAUGAAAAGAAGGAUAGAGAGGAGGGCGGAAGUGAAUUACAAACAUACACACAGAAAAUUGCCAUGCCUCUCCACAAGUCUCAACGGGGGCGCCUGGACCCCACCAUGAUAUCCGCCCCACUUGGGGACUUCCGCCACACCAUGCACAUUGGCCGGGGUGGUGAUGCCUUUGGAGAUACUUCCUUCCUGGCCACUCAGGGCAGCGCCUCAGCAGACUCUUCCACCCCUCUACAGCCAGGGGCAGCCAGUGACUCUGAUGCACUGCUGAACCAUAGCACAACAGACGGCAAUUGCAACAGCCAAGAUUCCGACAAGUUAAACCAGUUACAGCACUCCGAGUCCGUGUCCUCGUUCGACCUGGACCUGGACCUGGGGCCCUCCAUCUUGGGCGACGUUCUCGGCGUGAUGGACGGUCUGAAUCUGGACACUGAUUGGACUACAGGCAAGGAUGGGGGAGAUGAGGGGGAGGAGGUCUUCAGCCCCACCCGAGGAGCCCUGGAGAUGGAGACCGGCGUCGACGUGGAGUCAACCGUGAGCUCGAUGAACGAGAUGAACGAGAAGAGGCGUAUGGAGGGAGCAGAGGGAGGAGAGAACGGAGAACAAGGGAUGGAGCAGCUAAACGACGGGAACGGGUGGAAAGCCAAGGGCCUGAAGCCCAAGGUGAGGUUCAGCGAGAAACGGGAGGAGAUCAUUGGCCAGCUGGUGGAGGCCGACAGUCCGGGAGUGGAGGGCGGCGAGGAGAUGGAGUAUCCCGUCAGCCCCACGGCCCAGGUGGAGCAUGGCGGAAUGGGCACCACGGCGUCACAGGACAAGGUGCCAGGUGAGGCCGAGCCUGCCAAUCACAGAGCUGACUCACCACCGAGCUCAAUGUCGUCUGUCAGCUCCGAAUACGAGGGAGUCGCUCCAUUGGACAGACGGAGGGAGAGCGAGCCGCACUCAGAGACAGACUCAGAGGAAGAAGAAGAAGAAGGGGUAGACGGACAGCGUGGCUACACGUUUGAGGAUGAGUUUGAUGAUGAAAUAGGUGUGUAGAUAUUGAUAUCACAGGACCCACUCGUAGGAGAUGGAGUCAGGUCUCUGGCUGGGUGGCCAAUCAUGUACAGUGUAUACAUCGUCUGGUCAACAAACAAAGGGAGAUUUAACCAAAGCUCAGUUUCUGACACAGCUGAAAUAACACUUUUUAGAACUGUCUGCACAGUGAGUUUACAUAAUAGCCUCUUCCUGAUCAUUGCAUCGGAUGAACAGCCUAACAAGCCAGUGUAGUAGGGUAUGACACGAACAAAACAUUGGAUUCAAUAGCGAUUCCUGGUUCCUUUUGGUUGUUUUUGGAUUAGUCAUGUAGAAAUUGUAACAGUCAGGGCUCUAAAUUGACUUUUUUCCAUCACCAGCCAAAAUAGCUUGUAAAUGUUAAUCUUACUAGCCAAACACACACUCACUAAUGGGUCAAAGUGGCUAUUGAAUUGUUUUUUUCUACCAGCCAAACUAAAGUGUCACUGGUUGGCUGGUGUUAAUUUGGUUGCUUUUUGGAUUUGUCAUGUAGAAAUUGUGACAGUGUAAUUUCUCAGACAGCAGUUUUGGGGCACUUUAGUUUCUUUCAGUGAACUGGAAGUUUCAUGAUCAUUGCUCAGUGGAAAAUGCAUGUGUAACAAUUUAAACCAUUCCAACAAAUAAAAAAUGCCUUAAUAGUAUUAUAGUCAUAGCAUUUAAACCAAAGGUUAGUCUUACAUACUUAAGAAAAGGAAAAGCAUAUUAAAAUGUAUAGUUUUAUUGUAUGCUAUAUUGGUGCCUUCUUGAAAAGUUUUUUUUUGUCUGUAUACUCCCAUACUCUAUUUUUGUACUGAAAGUUGCCUUGGUAUAUUGUACAAAGUGUCUGAUAUAAUACAGAGUGUACCAUUUUAGAGUUUAGACGCGGAGGUUGAAACUUUCACAUAAUAGCAGGAAUUCUUCUCUUGUGAAUGCUGGAAUGCUCUUAGGACAAACCUGUAGGGCAGUGUAGGAUAAACCUGUGUACAUUCCUUGUGAUUUUACUUUUGUCUUUAAAAAAAAAAAACUUUCUGGGUGAAAUAUGCUUUUAACCGUACUGAAUACUUAUUUCAGGCCAACCUCAUUUUAAAGAGCAGUUUUAUCCAAGUAUAAUACAUAUCAUUUUGGAAACUGUGAAAGGUUCACACAAUUGAACAGUCUGGUGUGUAUUGGCUCUGAAAGUUAUCAUUAUGCUCAACCAUGAAUCAUCACUUUUAUGUGAAUGUUGCGCGUGUGAAGCUGUAAAGAAGCUUUGCAUUUUUACGAACUCCCCUCCAAAAUAUGUACAUGUACAUUAAAGAUAAGCAUUUUUAAGACAGUUAAACUGUUUUGUCUGGACUAUAAGUGUGAAGUCAGAUCAGGGCUUUGACAACAUUGUAAUAUAAAAUGUUAUUUAAUUGUCUCUUUUUCAGAUUUGUUCUAUUGGCCAAGUGGUGAAAGCUGUAAUUUCUUUAAAGCUGUAUCAACAGCAAGGCUCUGUGGUGUUCAAAGCUAGUGUUCAUAACAUACCUUAACUUGUGAUCUACACCUGCUGGUUACAUAAAUAAUAAAAUAUCUCUUGCUUCAUAGCUACA